AUGUCGGACAUCGAAUCCUCCCUUUUACCCCAGUAUCCGGGCGAUGAUACGCGACCAACCAGCAAGAGAGAGAUUACAGGAUGGUACAGCUAUGGCUGGGCUGCGGAAGUCUUUGUUGUGUGCGCAAUGGGGUCUUUCCUUCCUAUGACGCUGGAGCAGAUGGCUCGCGAUAGGGGACACCUGGCAACCGACAAAACCCAACCAUGUCAAGCUAGUCAGAUAAGCGGCCUCUCCAGCAGUUCCCUUCUCUCGGGCCACUCAAACCAAUGUGUCGUCGAUCUGUUGGGAUUCGAGAUUAACACGGCAAGCUUCGCAAUGUAUACGUUUUCACUCAGCGUUUUAUCACAGGCGCUACUCAUUGUUACAAUGUCUGGGGCUGCAGACCAUGGCAGUUAUAGGAAGUCACUGUUGAUUUUGUUUGCAUGUGUUGGAUCUGUCGCAACAAUGCUGUUUAUUACUGUACAACCACAGGUUUAUUACCUUGCAGCGGUGCUAGCGAUUAUUGCAAACACCUGUUUUGGCUCUUCCUUCGUUCUUCUCAAUUCUUUCCUUCCGCUCCUCGUCCGGCACCAUCCGGCAAUGAUACACAAGGUCACCGAGAACCCAAGGAUAGGAGAAAUAGACGAUAGCCUUGAUGCCUCCACGCCGCCUGAUGUCAACACCCCGCUUCUUCGAGCUCCCCAAGUUGAAAAUGAGGCGAAUUCUGUGCAAAGCGCUUUACAAAAUGACGCAGAUCAGUCAACUGUCGCUUUGCGUCUCUCGACGCGAAUUUCCGCGAAUGGUAUGGGAAUUAGCUAUAUCGGAGCUCUUUUGCUCCAAGUGGUCUGUAUCAUUGUUGUGCAGAUCACUCAUCAGACCACCUUCUCGUUCCGUUUGGUUAUGUUCCUGAUUGGUCUCUGGUGGUUGAUAUUCACUAUACCUUCGAUUCUGUGGCUGAGACCUCGCCCCGGACCUCCACUCCCGGCACCAAGUGAUGGAAAGACCACUCGUACGUGGCUCGGCUACAUGUCAUUUUCAUGGAAAGCGCUUGGUAGGACUAUAAGGCGGGCCCGGCGCCUCAAGGAUGUCGGCUUAUUUCUUCUUGCUUGGUUCCUCCUCAGCGACGGAAUUGCAACAGUUGGCGGAACUGCUAUCUUAUUUGCCAAAACUGAGCUUCAUAUGCAGCCUGCUGCACUAGGCCUGAUCAGCGUCAUCGGUACUCUCUCUGGAGUCGUAGGGGCUUUUUCCUGGGGAGUGAUUUCUCGAUAUUUCAACCUCCGUGCGAUACACCCUAUCAUCGCUAGUGUUUGCUUGCUGGAAAUCAUUCCAUUAUACGGCCUACUGGGCUUUAUCCCCGCAGUCCAAAGGCUAGGGUUUCUGGGGUUGCAGCAACCUUGGGAAGUAUAUCCAAUGGGGGCCAUCUAUGGCCUAACAAUGGGCGGCUUGUCGGCAUACUGCCGAAGCUUGUUUGGCGAGCUCAUUCCGCCCGGUUACGAAACAGCGUUCUACGCGCUCUAUGCAAUUACCGAUAAGGGCUCGAGUGUGUUUGGCCCAGCCAUUACCGGCGCGAUUACAGACCGUUAUGGUCAGAUCAGACCGGCGUUUGUCUUUCUUGCCAUUCUGAUUUUUCUUGCCGUACCUCUGAUGUUCUGCCUGGACGUGGAACGCGGGAAACGAGAUGCAAAGGCUCUGGCUGAGGAACUUGACGAACAUGACGCCUCGUCGUAG
Talaromyces atroroseus is the source of this 1707-nucleotide messenger RNA. RefSeq names its product Autophagy-related protein 22-1. The transcript has 2 exons. The record is from RefSeq and is a predicted model, not a curated record. Gene Ontology annotation, biological process: amino acid transmembrane export from vacuole. The coding region runs from base 1 to 1707 and encodes 568 amino acids. Lineage: Eukaryota; Fungi; Ascomycota; Eurotiomycetes; Eurotiales; Trichocomaceae. Gene Ontology annotation, molecular function: transmembrane transporter activity.